AUGGGGGACGUGACACCAGCAGAGGAGACUGAGCUCAGGGCUGCUCGCUGCCAGCUGUUUGAAUCCCGCAUGAGGAAUGAAGCAAGAAGGCUGAGGACUUUUCAGCAGUGGCCGGGCACCUCACCUGUAUCUGCCCGAGACUUGGUCAAGGCUGGCUUUUUCUUUGUGGGUCCGAGAGAUGAAGUACAGUGUUUCUGCUGUGGUGGUGUCCUGAAGGACUGGAGACCUGGUGAUUGCCCGAUAGCAGAGCACCUGAAGUUCUUCCCUUCCUGUAAAUUCAUUUGUGGUGAGGAUGUUGGGAACCAAGAGAUGCUUCCUCUUCAGGAAAUCUUUGACACUGUGGAUGGGCAGUUCCUCAGCCUUUUGCAGGGGAUAGAAAGUGAGGAGACAGCCCUGCCCAACGAACCAGAGUACCCAGAGAUGGUAACAGAGGAGAUGAGACUAUCUACGUUUCAGAACUGGCCGCAAUAUACUGACAUGCGUCCUGAGCAACUGGCUAGAGCAGGAUUCUUUUACACAGGACAAGGUGAUGUAGUGAGGUGUUUUUACUGUGAUGGAGGUGUGAGGAACUGGUCGUUCGGAGAUGAUCCUUGGAGGGAACAUGCCAAAUGGUAUCCAGGGUGUGAGUUUUUAUUGCGGUCAAGGGGGAGAGAAUUUGUUGGCAGUGUUCAGGAGUCCUUUUCUAGCACUCUGCUAUCUCCAAGAGAAUCCUGGGAUGAGACUGAACAAGAUUCCUCUUCUUCCCAAGAUGCUGUUCAGAGAGAAACCGAAACAUCAAGUUCAAGAGAAGAAAUGCAAUCUGUGCAACUAAAGGAAUCAGAUGAGUCUCAGAUGAGCACAGAAGAACAGCUCCGACACCUGCAAGAGGAAAGGAUGUGCAAAGUGUGCAUGGACAGAGAUGUGUCUGUUGUGUUUGUUCCUUGUGGCCACCUGGUAGCUUGUGGGGAAUGUGCCCUCAAUUUGCGAUUGUGUCCUAUCUGCAGAGCGGUCAUCCGGGGAAGCGUGAGGACUUUCAUGUCCUGA
This is a messenger RNA of Cariama cristata (Red-legged seriema), 1023 nucleotides long. RefSeq names its product baculoviral IAP repeat containing 7 (gene BIRC7). Gene Ontology annotation, cellular component: nucleus; cytoplasm. Gene Ontology annotation, molecular function: ubiquitin protein ligase activity; cysteine-type endopeptidase inhibitor activity involved in apoptotic process. Lineage: Eukaryota; Metazoa; Chordata; Aves; Cariamiformes; Cariamidae. Bases 1 to 1023 code for a protein of 340 amino acids. The transcript has 6 exons. The record is from RefSeq and is a predicted model, not a curated record. Gene Ontology annotation, biological process: regulation of cell cycle; positive regulation of protein ubiquitination; negative regulation of apoptotic process.